Molecule: messenger RNA, 612 nt
Organism: Fulvia fulva
Lineage: Eukaryota; Fungi; Ascomycota; Dothideomycetes; Mycosphaerellales; Mycosphaerellaceae
Exons: 3
Coding region: 1-612 (203 amino acids)
Source: RefSeq, a predicted model, not a curated record
AUGGCGCGUGCAGCCCCAGGCGGCAGGUACCAGCUGUCGAUUCCCGAUCGCUUCAUAAGGUGGUCGCUGCGCAAGUCGUACAAAAAGCAGCAUCGUCUAUGGAUCGAUUCACCAUGCCGAACACGCCUGCUGACACAGCUAGAUGAGCACUGCCCCGAGGGAGGAUGGAAAAUCACGGACUGUUUCUUGCUGGCUCUCGGGUCGCUAUACAAAGGAGCUGGGACCUGGAAGAAUUGGCUGGGCAUACCAAAUAAGCGUAGACUUACACAGCUUGCCAUCUUCAUGGACAUCGCGGCACACAUCGAAUCGGGCUUUGCAGUCAUGGUCCCCCCAAUGACCGUCGAUCUCUACGCGCAAGAUCCCGCAUUCAACCCGGUCGACGAAGACUUUCUCAGAUCCCUCAAUUUCACGGUACUCAACAGUCCCGUUGCUCAGAGUAUCAUCGCACCAAACAGUCUCGUCUUCGCACCAUUCUUUGGCGACGACCACGAAAUUAUCGGCGCUGAAAGCAGCCGUCGGCCGGCGAUAUACAUCGGCCUACCACUUGAGGAGGCGUUGACCAAGUGUAGAGAAGGUCAAAGGUGCGGUCUAUUCGGGUCGAUCUCGUUCUAG